UUGUCUGUGGAUAUUAGAAAGUUGGCUGAAUACAGAAAAGUAAUUAUUUGAAAACAGCUGUCGUCUAAGGUUUUUUUUCAUUUUCUUUACUUUCAUUCUGCCCGCAUCUUUCACCCCAAGUAUGGUGUUUUAUGGUGGGAUGGUUUAAAGUUUAACUACUUUGUGACGAUCACACAUCGAGACCUUGAGUGAGCCUUUUACCGUUCAACUCCUGCAGACCGUGGCACAGCGUGCAGCCUUCUGCUGAGACCCCGAGAGGAACUGAAGAACAAAAAUGAAAAAGAAGACAAUUAUUGUGGCGCUGACAAUACUGCUGCUGGCAGCAGCUGCUACUUUUGUGGGCGUCUACUUUGGUGUGGGGAGAAGGGAGACAGGAAGUGAGAGGGGGUACUCUAAGGCAGCUGUGGCAGCAGACGCUGGACCAUGUUCAGAGAUCGGGAGGGACAUGCUGCUGAGAGGGGGCUCUGCUGUAGAUGCUGCUAUAGCUGCUUUUUUGUGUGCUGGACUGAUGAAUGCUCAUAGUACUGGCAUUGGAGGAGGACAGCUCUUCACCAUCUAUAAUGCAAAGACUGGGAGAGUUGAGAUCAUUGAGGCCAGGGAGACGGCGCCACGCAAUGCAACAGAAAACAUGUUUGGGAACAGUACAGAUCUAUCCCAGAAAGGAGGGUUGGCGAUUGCUGUGCCAGGGGAGAUUCGAGGUUACCAGUUGGCACACCAGCGACAUGGAAAACUGCCUUGGAAAGAUUUGUUUAUGCCAAGCAUUGAACUUGCAGAGAAAGGAUUUCCUUUGGGAAAGGCACUUGCCUCAGCUCUGUCUAGUAAUAAGCAAACCAUCAUGAAUGACCCAACCUUGUGUGAAGUUUUUUGCGGGGAGAAAAACGACGUCCUCAAAGAAAAUGAAACUGUUAAAUUUACCAAGCUCGCGGAAACCUAUAGGAAAAUAGCCGAAGAGGGUCCUGAUGCUUUUUACAAGGGAGAAUUGGCUCAGAAGCUUGUGGCAGAUAUCCAGGCAGCAGGCGGCAUCAUCACAAUGGAGGAUCUGCAAGAUUAUACGCCUGUCUUGGAUGAGAACCCUUUAAGGGUGAACGUGGGGGAGUACACCAUGGUUGUUCCCAAUGCCCCCGCUAGCGGCCCUGUGCUCUCGCUGAUAUUAAACAUCUUGAGUGGCUACAACUUCACCUCAGAUAGCGUGGCAAGCACUGAGAAAAAGAUCCUAACCUACCACCGCAUGGUGGAGGCGUAUCGUUUCGCUUACGCAAAGAGAACCAUGCUCGGAGAUCGGAGGUUUCUCAACAUCACAGAUCUCAUCCAGAAUAUGACUUCACAUUUGUAUGCCGAUGCCCUCCGUAAAAAGAUUACUGAUGAAACCACACAUCACAUGAACUACUACGAGCCGGAGUUUUAUCUGCCUGAAAACUACGGGACCUCGCACCUCUCAGUAGUAGCUGAAGAUGGAAGUGCUGUGGCUGCCACCAGCACUAUCAACCGAUAUUUGGGCUCCAAAGUUAUGUCAGCAUCAACAGGGAUCAUUCUCAACAAUCAGAUGGACGACUUCAGCUCGCCUGACAUCACAAACAGCUUUGGUGUGCCUCCUUCACCGAACAACUUCAUCAGGCCAGGGAAACGGCCAAUGUCUUCAAUGUGUCCAACAAUCCUUUUUGACAAAAGCAACAAAGUGAAGAUGGUGGUCGGAGCUUCAGGAGGAACACAAAUUACCACCUCGGUGGCUCAGGUGAUUCUAAACACCCUGUUCUUCAACUAUGAUCUGAAAGAAGCUGUGUUAGAUCCAAGGGUCCACAACCAGCUGAGUCCUAACGUCACUGUAGCGGAGCCUGGAUUUGACAAAGAUGUCCUGGACGGUUUGGCGAAGAAGAACCAUGAAACAGAACUCCUCACAUCGACGGGAGCCGUUGUGCAGGGAGUGCUGCGUCAUGAUGACAAGCUGUAUGCUCAGUCCGAUCCUCGCAAGGGGGGGUAUGCAGCAGGAUACUGAAGUCAUAAACACACCUAUGAUUAUGCAAAGAUACUCUAGUUUUGUGAACCUUGACACCAGUGGGAUAACCUCAAAGAUUAUAAAGUUAAUAAAGAUUCAGCAAACAUGG
This is a messenger RNA of Oreochromis aureus, 2102 nucleotides long. It is a transcript of the gene ggt1b, whose product is annotated as gamma-glutamyltransferase 1b. Gene Ontology annotation, cellular component: plasma membrane. Lineage: Eukaryota; Metazoa; Chordata; Actinopteri; Cichliformes; Cichlidae. The record is from RefSeq and is a predicted model, not a curated record. Bases 275 to 1993 code for a protein of 572 amino acids. The transcript has 13 exons. Gene Ontology annotation, molecular function: glutathione gamma-glutamate hydrolase. Gene Ontology annotation, biological process: regulation of inflammatory response; peptide modification; regulation of immune system process.